Molecule: messenger RNA, 1698 nt
Organism: Funneliformis mosseae
Lineage: Eukaryota; Fungi; Glomeromycota; Glomeromycetes; Glomerales; Glomeraceae
Source: the annotation of a GenBank genome assembly
AUGACAGAUAAUGAUUGUGAUUUUAUGGAUAUUGACGAUGAAUACAUUUUACAGGACAUCACUUCGCAAAUCGUAGAAUUUCGUAAAGAGAACGCUUUAGAUACAUAUUAUGAGAGUUCUUUAACGACACAAGAACCAAUUAUUGAACAAGGUCCUGGAAAACUCAAACACGUCUCUGUAGUAGUCGUUGAUACAAACUUUUUGAUAUCCCACCUUGCUUUUUUGAAAACUCUCAUUUAUGUACACGCAAAAAAAUACAAAUUUCUUAUCAUUGUACCAUGGAUAGUUUUACAAGAGCUUGAUGGUUUGAAGAGUUCUCGGUGGAAGAACGAAACCUCGUCAAGUCAACAUGAAGUUGGGAAUUUGGCACAAACUGCAAUUAAAUUUCUGCAUAACUGUUUAGUUGACAAGGAGGAAGGACUACGCGGACAAAAAAUUGAUGAAAAAGUAGAAUUUAAUGAGAAUAAUGAUGAUAAAAUAUUGGAUUGUUGUAGAUAUUUUCAAAUGACCACUCAGCGUCCUAUAAUACUAUUGUCUAAUGAUAAAAAUUUAUGUGUAAAAGCAAUGAUUCAUGGUAUAAUAACGGCAUCUUACCAGAGGUCGGAAGGACUUGAUAAUAUUUUGAAGAAAAUAUUAUCCAAGGAAAAGCUCAACACUGAUUGUUUGUUAAAUAAUGGAUGGGAACCUGUUUCUAAAGAGUCAAGCACUAUAACGUUACAUAAUGACUAUGAUAUAAAAUUAGUGACCGAAAAUUUUGAUCAGGACGCUGAUAUAAUGAUGAUGGAUUAUGACGAAAUUCCACCAGAUUCUUCAUCCUCAAUGCAAAAUCAAGCAUCCAUGUAUGAAGCUCAAUUGCAGAAUUCUUCUAUGCCAUCUGCGAUGGUAUCAUGUUCGCCAAUGCUGACACAAAGGUUACAUUAUCCAGAGCAUUCUUCUAUUUACGAUUCAAUACAUGCACCAAAGAACAAGAGUAGUAAUUCGGUUUCAUCUAUCACAGCAUAUGAAACCAUAACGUAUUCUGCACAAAAAGAUAAUGGCCCGACUUCGUUUUCUCUUGACGAUUCAAUUCAUUCACCAAAGAAUAUUAAAAGAUCUACAAAUAAUAACAACAAUCCUGAACUUAUUUCACAAGGGGUCACCUCACAAGUCUUGAAUGAUAAAUGUGAUCAGAGGAUAGAAUCAAUAGGAAUAUUAAUGAUGAAUGAAGAGGCACCGUACUUCCCAGAAAGCGUAUUAUCAAGACAAAUCGAAUCAUUUCAAGAAUGUUUUGUGACAAAAAUCAUUGCUAAUCUUAAUAAUUUACUUCCGCCUGCAAUCUCGUUUCAUUUUCAACAAUGCUUUGGUGACGAUUGGAAUUUUGUUGUACCAGCCCAGCCUUGGUCUUUAUUUACGAUGUUGAAGUUCAUGGACCGUUAUUGGUUCACGGUAUUCUCCGACGUUUUUCAAGGAAUAAAGAGAAUUCGUAUUGAGACUAUUUCAAAUAUGAUUUCAUUUAUUUCUAUUUGGGAUAAAUAUGAACAAAAUAGAAAAAUGAAUUUCAAUAUUAGAGACAUAAUGCAAUUUCUAAAAAACUCGGAGAUCAUAAUCAAGAUGAUAUAUGAUGGCGUAAAAUGGAAUGACGAAUUAACGAUUGAAACAAAACGAGUUGCAAAAAAUUGGUGGAGUGAAUUUGAAUCGUCACUCAACAUAAUUUCAUAA